Messenger RNA from Trichomonas vaginalis G3, 1113 nucleotides. RefSeq lists its product as uncharacterized. The transcript has a single exon. The record is from RefSeq and is a predicted model, not a curated record. Lineage: Eukaryota; Parabasalia; Trichomonadida; Trichomonadidae. Bases 1 to 1113 code for a protein of 370 amino acids.
AUGAUUCUGCAGCAUAUUUUAUUAAAUAAUAAUCCAAUUCUCAAUUUAACAACAGAAGAAUCAGAAGGAUUCUUUAGACUUCUUCUCAAUGAUAUACAAAUCGGUCCAAUUUUUACAUUACUACUCGACAUUACGAAAUAUCAAUCAAAACAAGAUGAAAAUUGGUUUGAAACGUUUAAUUCAUGGGCAAUAUUAGUUGAAUAUCUAUCACCAGGCAUCUCACAAGCUUUUUACAUCGCUUGCUACUUCGUAAAUACUUUUAAUAAAGAUUCUUCAUUUAUCAAAACAAUAUUAUCACCAGAGACAUUACCAAACGUAAUAAACAUAGCUCUUACAACAGAAGACCAAAACACAUCAGAAUUGGCCUUCAAAUUCUUAAUAAAUGCUCAAGAAAUUUUGAAACCAGAAAAUUACCUUUUAAGACAGAACAGACUUCAGUCAAUUGAUAUUUUGAGUAACGAAGACGAUAAAACUGCUUUUCAAGAAAAUUCAAAUAUUUUACCGGAAGAACUGGCCGAAUUUACAGGUUUACUUGAUUUUAUUAAGGAAACACAGAAUGAUGUUGCCGGAUUUAUAGUUUCCACGCCUGAAUUCGUUCCUUGUAAGAGAAUGGCGAUUCAAUACAUGUUAAAUUACGAUGAUACGCAAAUGGAAUCAACAGAAGCGAUGUAUAGUGUCCUUAUGUACCUGAAUAACUCGAUAAUUAACUAUCCAACCAAUGAUUUUUUGGCAAUUUCUUAUGUUGAAUGUUUUAAGUCAAUUGCAACAGCUUCAAACAUUGAUAGUUUUGAUAUCAAACCUGUGAUACAGAAUAUUCUUAGUUUGACAGCGAAUAAAAAGGAAAUUGUCGCAUCAUUUUGGGGAUGCAUUGAUAAAAUCGCUAGAAUCAUUAAUAAACUUGUUUUGAAAGAAACAAUUCCACAACCUGAUGAAUGGCCAACGUUUUUGACAAAAUAUUUGAUUCCAAGGGAUAGAACAAGGAGAAAUGACUACGGAGGCUUCUCAAGAGCCAAUAGAAGACAAGCAAGAUUACCUAGAUAUUACUGCGUUGACGAAGAAGACAUGUCUCGACUUCCUGUAGAUUUUGAAGAUUAUUCAAGUGAAGAAGAUUAA